This is a messenger RNA of Penicillium paradoxum, 588 nucleotides long. RefSeq lists its product as uncharacterized. Bases 1 to 588 code for a protein of 195 amino acids. The transcript has a single exon. The record is from RefSeq and is a predicted model, not a curated record. NCBI's taxonomy places the organism in Eukaryota, Fungi, Ascomycota, Eurotiomycetes, Eurotiales, Aspergillaceae.
AUGACUCAAGAGUUGAAUUUUCUCGUACCGCUCCUUGAUCAGAAGUCUCAUGCCGAGUCAGUCAGCCCAGUCCUUUCUUACAUUCCCCAUGUUAUCCACGCUGUACAGUUGGAUAUAACACGCGGACUCCUUGAGGCCGGAGCGACUGGAGCGUCCGUGGAUAUGGCUCUACAUAAAGCUCUCGAUCUACCCAUCUGUGAACGAUACCAUAUGUACAUUGGAGCUCUUGUUCACUGUAGGGCAGAUGUUGGUCAGAAAGAGGGCUCUUUGUGCCACAACGUGGUCCAGGACGGGGACGACACAACUCUCGAGCCAUUACUGGGCGGCACCUACCCGAUCGCUGUUUUAUUCGCCUGUGUUUCCCUUGCUAUGAAGCUUGACGAGAAAUGGCGGUACAAGAUACUACAGAUUCUGCUUGAAAAUGGUGCCAUAGGCGGUCCUGUAAUAGGCCAGGCUUUGGUUGACAGCAUCGGCAAAAUGGACGGCUCACUGGUCCGGGUGACUGAGCUUGGACACUUGAAAAUCCAGCAAGAUUUGAUCACAAUAGGGUAUCAAGAGCGGACGAUGAUCGAAAACAAGAAAUCGUGA